Messenger RNA from Bacidia gigantensis, 342 nucleotides. RefSeq lists its product as uncharacterized. Gene Ontology annotation, cellular component: mitochondrial intermembrane space. The record is from RefSeq and is a predicted model, not a curated record. Gene Ontology annotation, molecular function: electron transfer activity; heme binding. Bases 1 to 342 code for a protein of 113 amino acids. Lineage: Eukaryota; Fungi; Ascomycota; Lecanoromycetes; Lecanorales; Ramalinaceae. Gene Ontology annotation, biological process: mitochondrial electron transport, cytochrome c to oxygen; mitochondrial electron transport, ubiquinol to cytochrome c. The transcript has 5 exons.
AUGGCUCCAAAAAACGAUUCUUUUAAAGAUGGCGAUGCAAAGAAAGGUGCAGGGCUAUUCAAGACGCGAUGCGCGCAAUGUCACACCCUAGAAGAGGGCGCCGGUAACAAAAUCGGGCCAAAUCUACACGGUCUUUUUGGGCGCAAGACAGGUCAGGUUGAGGGCUUUUCGUACACGGAUGCGAAUGUUCACAAGGGCAUCACAUGGAAAGAGGACACUUUGUUUGAAUACCUAGAGAACCCGAAGAAAUAUAUACCCGGCACGAAGAUGGCUUUCGGCGGCUUGAAGAAAGGAAAGGACAGGAACGAUCUGAUCACACAUCUCCGGGAAGCCACGAAGUAG